Scomber japonicus (chub mackerel) is the source of this 2481-nucleotide messenger RNA. It is a transcript of the gene stx5a, whose product is annotated as syntaxin 5A. The record is from RefSeq and is a predicted model, not a curated record. The transcript is spliced from 12 exons. Gene Ontology annotation, molecular function: SNAP receptor activity; SNARE binding. Lineage: Eukaryota; Metazoa; Chordata; Actinopteri; Scombriformes; Scombridae. Gene Ontology annotation, cellular component: SNARE complex; endomembrane system; Golgi membrane. Gene Ontology annotation, biological process: vesicle fusion; intracellular protein transport; endoplasmic reticulum to Golgi vesicle-mediated transport. Bases 273 to 1262 code for a protein of 329 amino acids.
CGGAAAUGACCCGGAUCGGAACUUUUAACUCCUGGCUUGAUUAGUUUCUGCCAGAAACAUCGAGGGUCUCCCCGAAAAAUGGUGUAAUAUCGACUCAAACAUGUAUGUACAUAUGUCCAUGAAGGAUACACCACCUUGGAUGUGAGUUUAUCAGCACACCGAGGAGGUCCAACUGUUAAUCCAUCCACACAGACCCGCAGGAGGAGGAGGACCAGGCAGUCACAGGUGGUUUCUUGUCUCAGGCCGGCUGGUGAGCGUUAACCAGCAACAGGAUGACGUGCCGAGACCGGACCCUAGAGUUCCAGUCAGCCUGCAAGUCUCUCCAGGGCAGACAGAAUGGAGUCCAGCCCAGUAAACCGACUCACAGCGCUCUCAGGCAGCGCAGUGACUUCACAGUUAUGGCCAAGAGAAUUGGGAAAGACUUGAGCAAUACGUUUGCCAAAUUGGAAAAGCUCACUAUCUUGGCAAAAAGAAAAUCUCUAUUUGACGACAAGGCAGUGGAGAUUGAGGAGCUAACGUACAUCAUCAAACAAGACAUCAACAGCCUAAACAAACAGAUAGCACAGCUGCAAGACUUGGUGAGGUCCCGUGGAGCUCCGGGUGGCCGACAUAUUCAAACCCACUCUAACACUAUAGUGGUGUCUUUACAGUCUAAACUGGCUUCAAUGUCCAAUGACUUCAAAUCAGUCCUUGAAGUCAGAACAGAGAACCUGAAGCAGCAGCGCAGUAGGAGAGAGCAAUUCUCCCAGCCUCCCGUGUCCGCCUCUCCUCUGAUGGCCAACAACUUCAGGAGCCGCAAAAAAGGGGCCCAGGAGCCGCAUGCAGGUCGCGACCCGCGCAAUGACUACCAGGGCUAUACAACCUCAAAUUUAAAAGAGAGCUCGGUGUUGAUGCAGGAUGAGUCCAGGAGUUUGGGGGAUGUGGCCAUCGACAUGGACUCUCAGAGCAAUCCUCUGCAACUCCAACUUAUUGACGAGCAGGAUUCAUACAUCCAGAGCCGCGCAGACACCAUGCAGAACAUUGAGAGCACCAUUGUUGAACUGGGCUCAAUAUUCCAGCAGCUGGCACACAUGGUCAAGGAGCAGGAGGAGACCAUCCAAAGGAUUGAUGCAAACGUGGAAGACACACAGCUGAACGUGGAGGGAGCUCACACUGAGAUCCUGAAAUACUUCCAGUCAGUCUCCUCCAACCGUUGGCUGAUGAUCAAGAUCUUUCUCGUCCUCAUUGUUUUCUUCAUCGUCUUCGUCGUCUUCUUUGCCUAAACAAAAGAGGAGCAACUGAAGAGGGGGGGCACAUGGAGUGGAGGGUUGUAAAACUAAAGCUGGACUGAGACGACGCGGCGAGACAUCGUUGUUGAAGGACAGACUUCUCUAUCAGUGACGGUUUAAUGGAGGCUUGAGAUCCAUUGGGAAAAAUACAGACUGUCGGUUAUUCUCAAGCCACAGACUCUCGAUCUUAAUUCAACAAUAUGCAGUGGAGAAUGAAGAUGUUGAACUUUGUCCAAAUAAAAAGUAUAAAUGAUCUAAAAUCCCCUCUUUGUAUAGAAUGAGCAGAAUACUGCUCUGUAUUGUACUUUGACCAAUUAUACAUAAACAUUUAAUCAAAAUGGCUAUAAUUUAAUGGUUUGAUUCUGCAAACUGUCUUUUUAAUUUUGAUUUACGUUUUUGUUUACCCCCGUUCCAACAUGUCAGUCAUUGUUAUUAUUUCACAGCCAAACUACAAAACUGGAGAUUAUCCUCUGAUUAUUUUGCUUCUUAGUUUAUCUUAACUUACUUUGUAUUCAAGAGCAUGACUGUGUAACUUGUUUAUCAACCAUUUUCACAUCCCAACAUUCAGUUAUGAUGUGAAAUUUUUAGUUUUUGUUUUACUAGUUAGUUUCUCUUUUGCUUUCCAAGUUUAUUUGCCAAAUGGGUACUAAAGAACUGUGGCACAGUAUGAAGACACUCUCCGAGGUGUAGAGUUUUGUGCCCUGAAGACAUAAGAUGAUGGUGCAGCCGGCUGAAUGGGAUGUUGCUGGUAUGAUCCAGCAAGAGAUGCACGAAAUGUGAAGUUGUAACAACACUGUUAUAAAUGAAACUUUUUGGACUGUUUGGUUUCCAGCCAGGAUUCAGGUUGGAAAAGUGUUAACCUGUAGAGAGACGAUUCAAGCAUCUGAAAAGGUUCAAGGAUUGACAUCAGUGCUUAUGAAGGGGUUUACACUGGUUGUGAGGGCCCACUGAUCAUGUGACUUAAAUCAGCCAGAAUCCCUGGAAGUGUCUGGUUGGAUGUCACUGUUGUAGUUGCUUCCCUCUUUAUCUGAUGUACAGGAUGUUAUUUAAUGACCACAGCUUUUUGAGAAGAAAGAAAACAUUCUUCCUAUUUUUCCCCCUUGUCUAUUUUUUUUUUUUUAGCCAAAUGCCUUGACUUCAAUGUAAAAAGUGCAAAUAGUGAUAAUGAUGUAUUGAUAAGAAAGUGCAUAUUAAUAAAACAAAAAUGGGGUGC